AUGGCCACGCCCUACAUUUGCGCCGCAUGUCGAGGCAAACUGAUCAGACCAACCCUCAGAGCGGCUCACUCAAUCUCGCAAACUUCGUCCCGGCACCAAUCCACCUACGCAAGAGAUGACAUCGAUGGAUUACUGCAGACCUCCAAUGGGAGAAAACAACCUGCAACCUCAGAGGCGAGGUCUGCUACGUCGCGAUACUCCAGCAGCACUGGCAGCGUAAGAGGUCGAUAUUCGGGCAAAGAACUGCGUCCAGAGCAGCUGCUGAAUCAGCUCGAUCGACCGGGAGAGAUCAACGCCAAUGGGGAGGCUACGAGGCACGCGGCACAAGUACCUCGUGCACCGCGUCCAGCGAAAGACCACGCCCGCACACACAACGAGAACGGUGGACGUGGGUCACCCCGAUAUGCCGGUUUAUCACCCCUGGCGGACCGAUUGUCGAGCCAAUUGAUAGCCCAAGCAAGCAAAGAGGACUUUACAGGCUGCUGGCAGACCUUGCAACAGUUGGGAAACGAAUGUGAGAACCUUGUGGCUAGCGAGUCGCGGACGAUGUUUUCGAGGAAAGACAUGGUUCCAUCUCUCCAAAAGCUGCUGCGCAAAGCUACUGGACAAUGGUUGGAUUCCCUGGCGGGAAACAAACAUGAACCGGGACUCCCGUCUCCUUUGGAUAUCCAUAGCAUACUGUUCCGUCUACGUGGCACGUAUCCGGGACUCUACAACGCCACACUGUGGCACGUGGCUUCAGGCAUCGCAGAUCUUCACUUUGCUAACAAACUCAACAAUCAACCUCCUGGCACCAUUCAACAUGCAGUUGGACUCCUGGUUCAGAUGUGGAGAGUUUGUAUCGCUCUUCAGGCGUCAGACUCUCGUGGCCACAGCUCCGCCUCUGGCUCCAUGUCCACAUCUAAAGUUCUGGCAGACGACACGGACUGGAGCUUUCUACCACCUGCAGAUGCCUUUGCUCAUUGGAAGUCAGACGUUCGAAAUCGGUCGGAAUUUGAGGGCGUGCUCUCCAUGUUGUUGCCAGUAUCGAAACAGCAAGAUAAUCCACAGAGACAAUUCGACUAUGCUAGUGCUGCUUUGAUCACCCUGGACCUCGUUAAAGAGGUCAAGACGGACGGAGCCGAGGGUCAAUCCAUGCCUCUUUCACAGCUUCCAGAGCAUGCUCCAUUCGCACACCUGCUUGAGACCAUCCUCAGAGCUUUUCCCGCGCCACGAAUACCGAGGAGUCUGUAUCAUAAGAUGGAACGUCUCGAAGAUGAGGGACUCCUCAGACAGUACGAGUUCAUGAUAGCGCGGCUUGGACUUUAUGACAACAGGCCGCAACGAAGCGCUGAAGAAGCCGAGCAGAAGGAAGACGAACUUCAGUCUACGCCCCUUUCGAGCGACAACGAGCAAGCUCGCGAGAAUCGGGAUCGAUCAAGGGAAGAUGUCGAGUUCGCUGAGAAGCCACAAACUCCACAAAUCGAAAGCUUUGCACUUUUAAACGUCAAAAGACUUGGCCGGGCCUUGGAAAGCCGCGACAUGUACCAGGUUGAGAAGAUUCGACGAGAGGUCCAUGCUUUCGCUGGGUCGCACCAAGACGACCCUAGAGCCGUGCCACUCGAGCUCUACGAGCAUCUCAUGCUCACUUUCCUGUCUUUGCAAAAUCCGAAGGCCGCCAUUGAAAUCUGGAAUCACGUCAUGACUCUAGGCUACAAACCGACCGUGAAAACGUAUUCCGUCAUGAUGCGUGGUGCCCGAGCAUCGAAAGACCGUGCUGGAAUGGAGGCAUUCUGGCACAAGAUGCGUCAGUCAGGCUACCAACCCGAUGAGCAUGCUUGGUCUAUCAGAAUCUACGGACUGUUUGGUCUCGAUGCCGCAAGACAAGGCAUGGACGCACUGAACGAGAUGGCGCGGCAGUGGUUGGCAGCUGCGAAGACCAAGGCUAUCCAACACAUGAACGCAGCUCAAAGCAAGCAGUUGAUCGCCAGAAAAAAGCUUUUCGCCGAAUUGUUGUCCACGUAUCCAGGUCCGGUCGACGGCGUACCACGACCGAAUGUCAUCAUCAUGAAUUCGGCCAUCUCAUCUUUAGCCCAUAAACGCGAUUACAUCAUUGGAGAUGUCCUUCGCUGGGGCCGUUCGUUUGGCAUUGAACCAGAUCUCACGACUUACAACGCUCUUUUGAACGUGGCCAUGCGCAAAGGCGAGGCUACCGAGGCUUUGAACAUCCUUGUGAGCAUGCAGAAGCGUGGUAUACAAGGCGAUAGUACAACAUGGACUGUUCUUCUGACUGCCCUCUUCCAAGGCGGAUUCCUGGACGGGUUGGACCACCUCGCACAGCAGAAGAAGAUUUUAGGCUUCGUGGAUGCUCUUGAGAACAAAGAUGGCACCAUGCCAGGCCUGGACGAGAAGGGAUAUGCACUCAUCAUCAACCACCUGCUGAAGCAAUAUUCGAACCCUACCGCCGCGGAUGCAGUCAUGGCGCGAAUGAUCGCGACUGGACGACAGCCAUCCCCUCAUAUCUACACAAUUCUGUUGACACAUUAUUUCGACACGCAACCUGAGCCCGACCUCGCCGCUGUCCAGGCUCUCUGGAGACACAUUGAAUCUCACAACAGAGGUUGGGGCGCCGUACUCGACAACAUCUUCUACGAUCGAAUGAUCGAAGGAUACGCUCGCCACCACCAACUCGCCGGCAUCCAGCCAGCUUUGGGCUUCCUCAAGCGUGCUCGACAGGCAGGGCAAAGGACUGGAUGGGCGGCCCUUGAGGCUGUGGCUCGGGCACUCGCGGAGAGGCAGCAAUGGGACAGACUCCGCGCUUUGGUCGAUCAGGUGAAGGUCGAUAUGAGGGAGAAUAGAGGCGGAACGUCCGGCCAGGCGAAAGGAAGCUUCUUUUCCUUUAUCGAAAGGACUGGCCUGUCCGCCAGGGAAGAGGACUCGGGGGUUCAGCGUCAGAAAUCGACUCAUCGCAGGGAAGGUCCUUUGAUGAGGGCUGCGGCGAGUGCUGCGGAGGGGGCGUGGUCACGGUCGUUGGCGGAUUAG
Molecule: messenger RNA, 3021 nt
Organism: Zasmidium cellare ATCC 36951
Lineage: Eukaryota; Fungi; Ascomycota; Dothideomycetes; Mycosphaerellales; Mycosphaerellaceae
Exons: 1
Coding region: 1-3021 (1006 amino acids)
Molecular function (GO): protein binding
Source: RefSeq, a predicted model, not a curated record